Messenger RNA from Lontra canadensis (Northern American river otter), 1598 nucleotides. RefSeq names its product arrestin domain containing 4 (gene ARRDC4). Gene Ontology annotation, molecular function: ubiquitin-like ligase-substrate adaptor activity. Gene Ontology annotation, cellular component: plasma membrane; cytoplasm. The coding region runs from base 253 to 1491 and encodes 412 amino acids. The transcript is spliced from 8 exons. Gene Ontology annotation, biological process: protein transport. NCBI's taxonomy places the organism in Eukaryota, Metazoa, Chordata, Mammalia, Carnivora, Mustelidae. The record is from RefSeq and is a predicted model, not a curated record.
GGCACGAGGCGGGACUCACAGCUGGCCUAUGGACGCGCGCCGGGGGUGGGCUGUCCCGGCCCCUGUCCAGGCCCACCGGGGUUUGUUAAAGCGAUAGGCCCCGCGGCGCGCCAGGGCUUCACCGGGUACCGCACAGCGGCCGCAGCGGCCCUCAGCGUGCGGCGGGCGCCCGUGACAGCGGCGCCCCUCCGCUCGCCAGGCCGGCUCCAGGCAGCUGCCGAUCUCCCUGGCGCGGCCCCAUCGCCCGGCGGGAUGGGCGGCGAGGCGGGGUCCGCGGCGGCCGUGGGCUCCGAGGGCCGCGUGAAGAGCUUGGGUCUGGUGUUCGAGGAUGAGCGCAAGGGCUGCUACUCGAGCGGCGAGACGGUGGCGGGACACGUGCUGCUGGAGGCGGCCGAGCCGGUGGCCCUGCGCGCGCUGCGCCUGGAGGCCCACGGCCGAGCCACUGCCGCCUGGGGCCCGAGCCCUGGCGCCGCAUCCCCGGCCGCCGCCUCGGAGGUGGAGUACUUGAACGUGCGCCUGAGCCUGCGCGAGCCCCCGGCCGGUGAAGGCAUCCUCUUACUACAGCCUGGAAAACAUGAAUUUCCAUUUAGCUUUCAACUUCCAUCUGAACCUUUAGUAACCUCAUUCACUGGGAAAUACGGAAGUAUUCAGUACUGUGUGAGGGCAGUUUUGGAAAGACCCAAGGUACCUGACCAGAGUGUGAAGCGGGAGCUCCAGGUUGUUAAUCACAUCGAUGUCAACGCACCAGCGUUACUAACCCCUGUAUUGAAAACUCAAGAGAAAAUGGUUGGCUGUUGGUUUUUCACGUCUGGUCCUGUCUCACUGAGUGCCAAAAUUGAAAGAAAAGGAUACUGUAAUGGAGAAGCCAUUCCAAUCUACGCAGAGAUAGAGAAUUGUUCCUCUCGGCUGAUUGUUCCCAAAGCUGCUAUUUUCCAAACCCAGACGUAUUUGGCAAGUGGGAGAACAAAGACUGUCCGGCACAUGGUUGCCAACGUGCGAGGAAACCACAUCGCUUCUGGGGGCACUGACACGUGGAAUGGGAAGACUCUGAAGAUCCCACCUGUUACUCCAUCCAUCCUGGAUUGCUGCAUUAUCCGAGUAGACUAUUCCUUAGCUGUGUAUAUUCACAUUCCUGGUGCUAAAAAAUUGAUGCUCGAGCUGCCCUUAGUGAUCGGCACAAUCCCAUACCACGGUUUUGGCAGCAGGAACUCUAGCAUCGCCAGCCGGUUCAGUGUGGACAUGAGCUGGCUGACGCUGACUCUGCCCGAGCAGCCUGAAGCGCCACCAAAUUAUGCAGAUGUGGUGUCCGAGGAGGAAUUCUCUCGACAUGUGCCUCCUUACCCCCAGCCCCCUAACUGUGAGGGAGAAGCAUGCUGUCCCAUGUUUGCUUGCAUACAGGAAUUCCGGUUUCAGCCUCCGCCUCUUUAUUCAGAGGUUGACCCGCAUCCACCUGAUGUUGAGGAGACCCAGCCCGUUUCCUUCAUUCUCUGAACAAAUGUCAGAAAUCACUGUGUUCAUCAUCAGAUUGGAGUGUCCGUUCCUUCCCCCACCUUGCCUUUUUGGAAAAGAGGGAGAGAAGAGGAAUGCAAGAACAGAAA